AUUUAGCGCAUGCCAUCGCCAAGGAAAAAUGUGAUUAGUCUUGACUUGCUUUGUGCCUCUGACGAGCGAAGGAAAAGGGAACUGGACUUUUCGUGGCUUUUGGCAGGGGUUCGCUUAGCAGAUCGGACUCAUCACGAACUGCCGGCUCGCCUAUCUUUGCAGGGCCAAUGCAUGCAGGCAUCAUUAUUAAUGAAUGCUUCAGGUACCCGCGGGCAUUGUCGGCCUCGCCAUCCGCAAUGUCCCUUGCAAAAACAGCUGUGCGACGACCGUCAGUCUGUUUGCUGGUGACAAUCCACUUUGUUUCGGCAGCCCCAGUGAUCUUGCGACUCGUGAUAUAUUUUAAAUCGACUUUGUUGACCAAAUUCUCGAGUGGAAACGUAGAUGAGGGGGAUUGGGGUUCGGCGCCAGGUAAACUAGAUAAUCAGUAUGCUGGAUCUAAAUCGUUUCAAAGCCGCCAUUGAUGAAAUACCCACGAAAUCGCCAAUUGCUUCUUGCUUAGCGGUACUUCUAUCUUCGUUGAGUCGCGUUGAAAUGUUCUUCUCUCGCGUACGAUAAGGUCUCCGACUCCGGC
Molecule: messenger RNA, 571 nt
Organism: Aspergillus versicolor CBS 583.65
Lineage: Eukaryota; Fungi; Ascomycota; Eurotiomycetes; Eurotiales; Aspergillaceae
Exons: 2
Coding region: 168-461 (97 amino acids)
Source: RefSeq, a predicted model, not a curated record